Ceratosolen solmsi marchali is the source of this 2466-nucleotide messenger RNA. Its product is annotated as protein prickle. Bases 2 to 2338 code for a protein of 778 amino acids. The transcript is spliced from 8 exons. Gene Ontology annotation, molecular function: zinc ion binding. The record is from RefSeq and is a predicted model, not a curated record. Lineage: Eukaryota; Metazoa; Arthropoda; Insecta; Hymenoptera; Agaonidae.
UAUGCAGCAAAGACAACAGCAACAACAAUAUCAACUACAAAAUCAAACAGGACACGCAGUCGGCGAGCGCAGUCUCGAUACGAAGCUCAAGACUAUCACGACUUCUGCUACUGCUGACAAAGUUUGCAAGAGUUGCCGUUGUCCUCGAGAGGAGCACCAGCGCAGCCCCUCGGAAACAAGCGUCGGCGGCCGAAUGGCGAUAGCAAUGGCUUUCCAAAACAGCCAGAGUAGUGUUUUAAAUGCUGGCCAACAACAGCAGCAACAACGCGGCGACAGUUUCGAAAGUUCGGUUCAGCCGCUACCGGUGGGAGGCAUCCCACCUGUUGUACAGGACGCCCUGGUACAACAACACCAUCACCAAAGGCAUUCUCAAAGCGACGAUGAUAGUGGCUGCGCCCUCGAAGAAUACACCUGGGUACCGCCUGGCCUUCGGCCUGAUCAGGUUCACCUGUACUUCAGCGGUCUGCCCGAGGACAAAAUCCCGUAUGUGGGUAGCGCCGGAGAACGGGAACGCGUAAGGCAGCUGCUACAACAACUACCGCCCCACGACAACGAGGCGCGUUACUGUAGCGGGCUGAGCGAGGAAGAGAAACGUGAACUACGUGUGUUCGCUGGGCAAAGAAAACGAGAGGCCCUAGGCAGGGGACAGGCCAGCCAGGUGGAUAGAGCUCACGGAAGCGGUUGUCGUGAAUGCGGAAGCUCCAUCGGUCAAGGCGAGAUUGCAGUGGGAGCAAGUCGCGCAGGACCCGCAGCACUCUGGCACCCGGGCUGCUUUGUUUGUUGCAUCUGUCGGCAGCUGCUAGUUGACCUCAUCUACUUCUGGAGAGACGGGCGGCUUUACUGCGGUCGCCAUCAUGCUGAAACGCUCAAACCGAGAUGUUGCGCUUGCGACGAGAUCAUAUUAGCGGACGAAUGUACCGAGGCCGAGGGCAGAGCCUGGCACAUGCGUCACUUCGCCUGUCUGGAGUGCGACAGACAGUUGGGCGGUCAAAGAUACGUAAUGCGAGAGGGCAGACCGUACUGCUUGCAUUGCUUUGACGCAUCGUUUGCUGAAUACUGCGACAGUUGUAGCGAACCAAUUGGCGUGGACCAGGGCCAGAUGUCUCACGAAGGCCAGCAUUGGCAUGCUAAUGAGUGUUGCUUCUGCUGUGCGACUUGUCACACUUCCCUCCUGGGCCGACCUUUUCUGCCUCGCCGCGGUGCCAUCUACUGCAGCAUCGCCUGCAGCAAGGGUGAACCGCCUACAACGCCUAGCGAUUCUUCCACUGGACCAACACCCGCACCACCAUCCUUCCAUAGGAUGUCUAAAAGGCAUGGAACAUCAAAGAACACGAUCGAGUGUUCGUCCUCUCCCGCUCACGCGUCACCCCAUCAUGACUUUGGUUCUCCAAGGAAUUCACCACGAAUGUCCAGAAAACACCAUCAGCAGCAGCAACAGCAACAACAACAUCAACAGCAGGUGUCAAUAUCGCUUGCGGGUACGCCAACGUUCUCAGCAACAACAGCUAGCGAAUUCGGUACAGGAACUGAUGCAGGAUCACGCUCCGGAGGUCUGGACCGCGUUCUUCUUGAAAGAAACCUCGAAAGGCUAUUACAAGAGCGCGGUUCGCAAGCCGAGGAAUCGACCACAGAACUCGGCAGGUUAAUGCAAGCGCGUGAUCGUGAACCACUUCGCUGCAUUCCAAACUCUGCCAGUCCUUCGCAUGCUUCUAGCAUGCCCGAACUACCAAACAUUCUGGUUUGUCCGAACGACGGAACGACAGCCACUACUUCGCCCUCAACUUGCGUCCCUGAAUCACCAGCAACAGAAGACGGAGCUGCGGCCCUUCCAACCUGCUCCUCCAGCUCGGUAUCUCCCUCAACGCCACCUGAAGAUAAACCUUCACCGCCACCUCCAGCGCCGGGACCCUCGCGUCGCGUCAGGUUCCAAGAAGAAAACUUACUGCACGAACCUUCUACAUCCACGGGAGUUUCGAGCUCGCGGCAUCAUGAUAGACGAUCACCGACUUCUUCCUGUCAUCCUAGAAGACACACCGUACCUAGAUCUAGAAGUCUACAGCUUGAAGAAGUACCUGGUUGCUCAUCUUGGGGUGAAAUAAAUGCUCGACUGCGAGCUGAUGACGAAGAAAGUUGUUGCUCUACCUGUAGUUCGUCAAGCAGUUCUGACGACGCGGAAGCUUACUCACUACCUCCUCGGCGUGCCUAUGGUGGUGUAAGACUUGCAUAUGUGCCAAAUGAUGCAGUGGCCUGCGCCAGACGUCGAGCGGCUACAGGUCCAGGAUCGCCUUCCGCUGGUCCGACAUCGGGCAAGGAUAAUGACAAAUGCGUUGUAUCUUGAUCGAAAGCUCAGCUCUUCGAAUACGUUUUUCCCUACCCUAUCCUCAGUUACUGUCUGCUACUUCGGAGCACUAAAAUUUUAGAAUUUAGUCUUUUGGAUACUGCCUAUAUCAUCUGCAAAUAACUAGA